Molecule: messenger RNA, 351 nt
Organism: Lathyrus sativus (Indian pea)
Lineage: Eukaryota; Viridiplantae; Streptophyta; Magnoliopsida; Fabales; Fabaceae
Source: the annotation of a GenBank genome assembly
AUGAAUCAACGUGUGAGCAAGAACAAAGUUCAACAGGUGUGGAAUAAGGCUAUGUUGCGGCAAAAGUUUAAAGCUAAAGAUUUUUAUGCAGUUUUGAAUGAUGAUCAUGAGGAUGUGAUGUGGAAGAAUCUAAUGAUGAUUGCUACGAAAGAUAGGCUAAAGAGGUUUGGGAUGCUUCAUGACAGUAUAUGUAGCCUUUAUAAUGUGGAGGAUGAAUCUAUUAAUCAUCUUUUAUUUGGAUGUAGUAAAACCAAGGGUAUUUGGAUAGAGGUGCUCAAUUGGCUUGAUAUGAAUCAUUCUCCUGGCUCAUGGAGAAAUCUAAUGGCAAAGGAUGGAAAACUACUAUUUUGA